GUCAGUGCCUACACAGUAUUAUUUUUUUUGUUGGUUUGUUUUAUUUUUCAUCCCUUAAAAUAAAACGAAACGUGUGUAGGUAUAUGUUUGUUUUGGUUAUUCCAUUUUUUCGGCAUUCGGGGUGCCUAUGAUGAGGGCGCAAUGAGUUUUUGCUAGACUUUCUUCUCUCUGCUGCUCUGCUAUUGGAAAUAAAAAAGAAUAUACUGUCGGCGCUGAGGGUUAAAUCGUUUUGCACGUCGACAACGGUUGUCCGUAGAAGAAAAUUUCAUUUUAAAUGCGUUACGUUGUUGAAACAGUUCACAUGUGUUAUCGCGCGGUCUCUUAUAAAUAUAUAGGAUAAAUUUGUGUCAUUAUUAUAGGAAAUAAAUUCCUGUACACAUAUCCUUGCCUAUCUUUCAAAUUCUUUUUUAAUAUUUUAAACAACUCCUUUAUUGGACUCUACAAUUUGCACCUGGAUUACCACCCAACAUCGAAGUGUUUUGUAACAAGUGACGGUUUUAAUUGCAAGUGUUUUUAAAAAUAUCAACAGCCUUUAGGUUUACAGUCUAAUAUGACAAACAUUUUAUAAUAAAAGGAUUUUAUAAGAAAGGAUCGACUAACUUUGAAUUGAAAUAGACAAUAAUUUGUGAUACCAAAAAUUAGUAAACCAUGUCCUCAUCAGAAGCUGAUGUUGAUAUAAGUGUCGUCUCAAGCCCGGAACCGAGUCCGCAAGGCUGUGGCGGAGGAGGUGACGAGAGUCCUUGCCGGUCGUCGAAUAUCGGCCCGUCAUUGACCUCAACACCAAUUAGCAAUAACCACAAUACAACGACACCCGCUCAGCAUCCGUCGGUAACAACAUCAAUUGUUCAUCACCCGCUACACCAUCAUUUAACAUUAAGUCAUCCUGCGCUGCAUCAUCCUGGCCUGAUAGUUAGUCAUAAUAAUUUCAGCCAUUUACACAGCCAAUCGCAUCAACAUUCGCAUUCUCAACUGCAUCAACAUCAUGGAGUUCAUUUAACAGCUGCUGCGGCGGCGGCAGCGGUAGCAGCAGCGGCAGCUAGUGUAGAAUCUCAAUUAAGUCCUGCAACAGCUUCAGGUCAACCUUUGACAGCGUCACAACCAAAAUCUGAACCUAAAACAGAGCCAAACGAUACAGCGACGGCGGGGAACUUUGAAGACCGUGAUAACUGCAAAAAUAACAACAACAAAAAUAAUUGCAAUGAUUCGAAUAGCAAAUCAACGACGGGUAAUGGUUAUACGAGUUUUUCCAUAUCAAGUAUACUUAGUCGUAAUGAUUCAAUUAAGAAAUCAAAUAAUAGUAUACUUAAUAAUAAUAAUAAUAACAAUUCAUCAUUAUUCACACCAAUACCACAAUUGCCACAAUCUGGUGGUGUCGGUGCAACUGGACCUCAGGAUGCGGCUAUGUUAUCCAGAUUAGGAAUUAUUUCACAAUGGGGAGCUUUAGCCGGACGAUAUGCGGCGCUUUGUCCCCCAGGCUGGCCCUGGGCGCCGCAACGGAUGCCAUUUCAUAGUCCUACUCACGACAGUUCAUCCACCAAUACAACUGAGAAUCCAUCACCUUCCCUCAGUCCGCUGCCAACGAACACAAAAUCACCAUCGCCUUCCCUGCAUCACAACAACAAUCACCAUCACAAUCACUCCAGUUAUCUGCAAAGCUCCAACGAAUCUGACGAUGAAAGUCAAGAAAUCAUUGAAGAAGAUGAUGGUUGUAAUACCGAUGGGCCAUCUGAUGGCUCCUCACCACAUGGCGGCGACAGCUCCAACCAAACAAAACGGAAAAAGAAAACUCGAACUGUCUUCUCCAGAGCACAGGUCUUCCAACUCGAGUCGACCUUUGAUAUGAAGCGAUACCUUAGCUCAUCGGAACGUGCCGGUUUAGCUGCUUCAUUACGCCUUACCGAAACCCAGGUAAAAAUAUGGUUCCAGAACCGUCGCAAUAAAUGGAAGCGACAACUUGCCGCCGAACUGGAAGCCGCCAACAUUGCAAAUAUGGCGCAUGCGGCCCAAAGACUCGUUCGAGUACCAGUUCUCUAUCAUGAUGGUUCAAGUACGGGGUUCGUUCCCCCACCGCCGCCACAUCACCACGGUGCCCCAAUGUAUUAUACUAGAAAUGGCAGCCCACCUAGACCGCCAUUGUCAUCGCUCGUAUAGGAGGAUGUGGAUGUAGUGGUAGACAUGGACUUUGUCGAUAGCAAAUCGAUUGAUAAUAAUGUUUGUAAGGACUCACAUCCAUCUUCGACAUAGAUAUCAAUAUCUCCGUAUGAUGGGAGUUAAGUGGCGAUUUUGUUCUCCUUCAUGAUGGUUUUCAAAAGCAAAAAACUUUUUCACACAUUUACAUACAAACAGAAACAGAAAAAAACAAAUGCCAAAGGAUUGUUGCUGGAGGAAUGUUUCCCUUUAUUUUUGUCAGAAACAAAUGCACGGUUUUCAAAUAAAUUUAUACUCGUUACAAAAAAAAAAGUAAAAAAUAAUCUUAUAAUAAAAAAGCUAAAAAAAAGUUAUAUAUUUGUUCCUAUGAUGUAAAAAUAAACUUUUAUCUAUACAUACUAUUCUAUCUUCCUUUUAUUGUCCUUAACAACUUUAUCUCUAAGUAUCCAAUUUUUGAAUGUUUGUGUAUAAAAUUAACCUCUGUCUGAACUUUCAAAAAAUAAAAAAA
Messenger RNA from Episyrphus balteatus (marmalade hoverfly), 2656 nucleotides. RefSeq names its product homeobox protein Hmx (gene Hmx). The record is from RefSeq and is a predicted model, not a curated record. The transcript is spliced from 3 exons. Gene Ontology annotation, biological process: regulation of transcription by RNA polymerase II. The coding region runs from base 649 to 2151 and encodes 500 amino acids. Gene Ontology annotation, cellular component: nucleus. Gene Ontology annotation, molecular function: RNA polymerase II transcription regulatory region sequence-specific DNA binding; DNA-binding transcription factor activity, RNA polymerase II-specific. Lineage: Eukaryota; Metazoa; Arthropoda; Insecta; Diptera; Syrphidae.